This is a messenger RNA of Ostrinia nubilalis (European corn borer), 1868 nucleotides long. RefSeq names its product sodium/potassium-transporting ATPase subunit beta-2-like. Gene Ontology annotation, cellular component: sodium:potassium-exchanging ATPase complex. Gene Ontology annotation, biological process: potassium ion import across plasma membrane; sodium ion export across plasma membrane; intracellular potassium ion homeostasis. The transcript has 7 exons. Lineage: Eukaryota; Metazoa; Arthropoda; Insecta; Lepidoptera; Crambidae. The record is from RefSeq and is a predicted model, not a curated record. The coding region runs from base 21 to 1004 and encodes 327 amino acids. Gene Ontology annotation, molecular function: ATPase activator activity.
ACCACCAGUCCCCGCUGAAGAUGGGUGCCGACAAACCCAACGGAGUCGUCAACUACUGCCGAAGACCUCCUCAGAGACCGUUCCUCCAGAAAAUCCAGUAUGCGAUCUGGAAUCCUGAGGAGAGAACCUUCCUCGGCAGAACUCCUAAGAGAUGGGGUGUAAUAGGGCUCAUAUACCUGGUGAUGUAUAUCUGCAUCAUCAUCUUCUUCUCCAUCUGCAUGUGUGGGCUGCUGGCCACCAUGGACGACCGGAUCCCGUACUUCACGCUUGCUGACUCCAUCAUCGGCAAUAACCCUGGCAUGGGCCACAGACCGCUGCUCUUCGAAGAGGGAGCGCUGAUCUGGUACGACCAGUCUAACUCCACGCAGGUGAAGAAGUAUGUCGACAAUAUCAACGAGUUCCUUGCGCCAUACCGCAACAAAAGCCUGCUAAUCAACCAGGGCGUGAACCAGCGCGAGUGUGGUUCUAUGAAGCCUCCGCGGGAAGAGGUGUGCGCCUUCGACGUGGUCAACCAGUUCGGGCCCUGCACCAAGGAGAACAACUACGGCUUCGACCAAGGGACUCCGUGCAUCAUCAUCAAGCUUAAUAGGUUAUAUGACUGGAAACCAAUCUUCUACGACGAUCCCGGGGAUUUGCCGCAGAACAUGCCUCCUUACAUCAAAAACUUCAUCAAUAACACAACGCCAGAACGACGCCGCAGCGUGUGGCUGACGUGUAUGGGGGAGAGACCAGCGGACGUGGAGGCCCUGGGUCCUCUGAAGUACUACCCGUACCCAGGGGUCCCUGAAGUGUUCUUCCCGUAUGACAACACCCCUGGCUACCUGAGCCCGCUGGUCGCUGUACAGCUGGAGAAGCCAGCGUUGGGCCAAAUAAUAAACAUCCGCUGCAGGGCGUGGGCGAAGAACAUCGUCUACACCGAGAGCCUCAAGGAGCGGCUCGGGUCCACCCACCUGGAAAUCAUGAUCGAUAAAACUUCAGAACCGGUGAACAUUACCACCGUUUAGGAAGAACUCUCUUACAUUUUAUAUUAUAAUAGACAGAAAAUAAAAUCCUAACACAAAGCCACUUUCCGGGAAAAUGCGGAAAACUUUUUUUAGAUAAUGUUUAAGUAUAAUUUUGAACAGUUUUGGAAGUGCGUCAAUAGGCCGUACAGCCAAACGAAUGGACCUAAGUACUUAAUAGAUUAAGGGCCUAUUUCACCACUAAAAUCAAUGAUAGCGUGUAAGGGUGGAUUCGACUAAACAAGAGUAUUAAUAUUAAUCUCAGAUUAAAUAGUCAGUUAUUCGACAUUUUGACAUAUUUCCCAUACUGAAACUGUCAAUGUGCCAGUUAUAGCAGGAGUUAUUCUCGGAUAAAAGUUUGGUCAAAGCGGGCCCAAGCAGGCUUUACAACUUUAGGUUUAGAUAUCUGACACAUGACGGAACUGGAACCAGAUAACCUAAGUAUAAUUAUUAUUAUGUAAAACUUUUUUAGGAAUCGUGAAAAUAGGCCCUUAGUUUUUAGAUCUAGUCACAUUGAAUUAAGAAGUAAAUAUAAAAUGCUUGGAUACUAUUACUAAUGGGAUACAUUGAUAUCCCAUGCCACUUUUAGGCCUAUGAUUAAAUUACAACUUUCAUAAUAAUUUUUAUAUUGAAUUUUCUUACAUUUCUAUAUUAUGAAAAACUUAAUAAAACCAUGCCAUGUUAACCAAAUGAUGACAUAUCAGUGAUAAUGUUUACAUUAACCUAAGUAAAUGAAAGACUAAUGAAAAAUAAACACUACCUAUUAGGGAAGAAAUGUUGAAAGUCAAAUAUCUUAAUGUGUAUCAAAAACUAUUGUGCUUUGUAAUACGAGGACUUUGUGUUGUAUUUAAGGUGAAUGAAUAAAUC